Myripristis murdjan (pinecone soldierfish) is the source of this 6657-nucleotide messenger RNA. RefSeq names its product nucleolar protein 4-like a (gene nol4la). The transcript is spliced from 11 exons. The record is from RefSeq and is a predicted model, not a curated record. The coding region runs from base 1 to 2136 and encodes 711 amino acids. Lineage: Eukaryota; Metazoa; Chordata; Actinopteri; Holocentriformes; Holocentridae.
AUGGCAACGAAAAAGGCGUGCAUGGAUGCGCCCAAAAGGAGCCGGAGUCCGGUCGUGUUGGAGGCGGAGAUGUUCACUGAAUUUCAGGACUGGUGUCUCCGGACUUACGGAGACUCCGGUAAAACAAAGACGGUGACCCGGCGAAAAUAUAACAAAAUCAUGCAGACACUGUUGCAGAACGACGAGUCGGAUGGCGUUUAUGUCGACAACAGCCACAUCAACGCCAAAUUCAAAUUUUGGGUGAAGUCUAAAGGAUUUCAGGUCGGGAACAACAUCUUGGGAGAGCACAACAAGAAAGGAGCAUCAGGGAAGCCCGUUCUAUAUGUCCCGGUCAAGUCAACGUGUUCGGACGGGGGCUCGGCCCAAGACAACUCCUCCCUGAAACGUGUAGCAGUGGUCGAAGACUUCUUUGACAUCAUCUAUGCCAUGCAUGUGGAGAUGGGUGCUGACCCGGGCAGAGCACCCAAACAUGCAGGCCAAAAGAAGACCUACAAAGCGAUAGCAGAGACGUACGCCUUCCUGCCCAGAGAGGCGGUGACACGGUUCCUAAUGAGCUGUGGAGAGUGUCAGAAGAGGAUGCACAUCAACCCCAGCACUGCCGAGUUCAAAGAAAACGAUAGACCAACCUCACUGGUCCCGGACCUCAUUGAUUACAAUAUGCCCCUUACUGCCACCUACCUGAAGCAAAUGAAACUACAGUGCAUGACUGCCACUGAGAGGGAUGACAGUUCGGUGAGCAGCGAGGACAUGGACACCGCUGAGCCCACGUGGGUCCCAGCGGAGCAGCCCCCAGUGCCUGAGCCCAGUCCCCCAAAUGGAGAGAGGGCCAGCAGCCCACCAGCCACAAUUAAAGAGGAGGAUGAUGACGACUCCUCAGAAAGCGGCAGUGCCAGCGGGCUGCCAGCCCUGACCUCCCCGGAGGUGCUGGCUGUGGGUGGGAACCCCCCAGAUGGCGGGGCCCCUUAUGGGGAGGUGACUGAGAAUGGGGUGAGUGCUCCCUUGGACUACAGCACCACCUCCUCCUCUUCCUCCUCAGAGGACCAGCAGCCAGUCAAUCUGAGUGACAGACUACUGCCUGUGGGGAACUCGCCCCUAACUUCUUACCCAGCAGACCCCAACAGGAAGUACCCAGUCAAAACAGAAUACACCAACAAGGUAAGGACAGCAGCAUCUUUUGGACUGACCCUUAUCUAUGUGGCAUUCUUGAUGAGCAGCCUAAGCAGCUUAUCGUGUUCUCCCCAGUACAGCUCAGGAAGCUAUGACUCUGUGAAAACUGAAAUGAGCAUGAGCGCCGAGGACUUGACCUCUGGUCGGGCGCAGAUCAUCGACGACGAUGAUGAUGAUCAUGACGACCAUGAUGACAGUGACAAGAUCAAUGAUGCUGAGGGCAUGGACCCGGAGAGACUGAAAGCUUUCAAUAUGUUUGUGCGUCUGUUUGUGGAUGAGAAUCUGGACCGCAUGGUGCCCAUCUCCAAGCAGCCCAAGGAGAAGAUCCAGGCCAUCAUCGAGUCCUGCAGCCGCCAGUUCCCAGAGUUCCAGGAGCGCUCCCGCAAGCGCAUCCGCACCUACCUCAAAUCCUGCCGCCGCAUGAAGAAGGGCGGUUUUGAGAUACGACCAACACCUCCUCACCUCACGUCCGCCAUGGCUGAGAACAUCCUUGCUGCCGCCUGUGAGAGCGAAACUCGAAAUGCUGCCAAGAGGAUGCGGCUCGAUGUCUACCAAGGGACGGAUGAGCCCGCCUCUGCUGACAAACCCAGCUCGAGGGACCCGGCCUCCGUGGCACCGUCAGGCUUCUCCAUAGCCAGCUCAGCAUAUGCCCAAGACCAGCUCUACACCAAUGGAGGCCUCAACUACAACUUACGGGGCUACGGGACGGUCAGCAGCAACCAGCAGAACACCGGUGCUGCGCAAACCAAUGGUCCCACAGAUCUGAGUAUGAAGUCCGUGGCCCCGAACUCCUCCUCCUCCAGCUCCAACAGUCACGGUCAGGGAGGUGGGGGGGGCGGAGCCUCAGCCCAGCUCAGCCCCCCAGAGGUCACGGCGGUGAGGCAGCUCAUCGCUGGAUACAGGGAGUCCGCGGCCUUCCUGCUCCGCUCAGCAGACGAGCUGGAAAACCUGAUCUUGCAGCAGAACUGAGUCCCAGCCGGGCUGAACUCGGCCGAACCGUGCCAAGACCUUCUCCCAGCCUGCCCGUCUAUAUCGCUCACAGUCUCGUGUAGUCGGGCAGACUCUGAAGUCCAUACAAAGACACAAAUGUACAAGAGUGAAACUGCACAAUUGGUCCUGUAGGUAUGGUACCUUCACUUAUUCGCACAUGAUUACGUAUUUGAAAGGAGCAGAACAUAUCACGGGCUGAAGUAUGUUUAUUUACGUUUAUGCAUUUGGUUCACUUUGACCUUAGUGCCCCGUUAUCCUUAGCCAUUCACCCUCUCCGGCUCAUUUCACCACUUCAACCUCCAUUCCUCUCAGGUCUUAAGCUUUGAUCUAUGUGAAAAAGGAGGACAACUUAUCAGAGCUGUUAAUCUUAAAUUAGCUGCCAACAUACCUUUGCAUCGGCUCUUCUUUUCGGGUAUUUAGGCCGUGUGCCAAUAACAACACACCAGUUUAUUGUCACAUGGCGCCAAUUUAGCGACAUCAAGUACUUUUUUAUUUUUACACAAAUGUAAACUCUGCAAUGCAGUGGCAGAAUCUAAUUGUGUCAUGUGAAUCUACUCUGUUCUGAGCAGAUCUUGACAUAUUGCUAAAUGAAAACUACAACUCUCUCCAAAUUCACAUCUUUCCACGGAAAAUCUGGAACAUCGCUUUCUUAAUCUCCAUAUAUGAAUCACUGCUAACGCUGUGGCUGCCUGCCACUGACCUGAUAACCUCAAACAGCUUCUGUAGGGUGUUUUGGCAUAUGUGCAAAAAAAUGCAGAGACAAAUAGAGAAGGGAAAAAAAAUACAAAGUUUGCCAUCUGUGACCUGUGAAACUAACACAGUGGGUUUCAUGAGAGAAUAAGAACAGAUCCAUCAAGUUGUUGUGUGGUCAGAACGAUACCUCUGCUUACUCUGUUGGAGCGGUGUCCAGAUUCUUAGGUGUAGUUACUUAGAGACAAAGACUCAUUACCCAGCAUGACUUUAUUUUCAGUUAUUUCUUAAUGAACAUUUUUAUCAUAGCCAAUUUCUCAUUACUCCAAAUGAGGGAACUGUGGAAGCGGCUUUUAAGAAGCCUGGGUAUGCAAAUUGAGGUCACAGACACCUGUCAGGGAAAAAGGAGAUUAAUAUAUUGUGUAGGCUCUUGGUUAUAACCAGUGCUAGUGAAAAAGUGGAAAAGGGUGCAAUAUUGAAGAUAAUCAGUAAUGAUGUGCUUACUGGAAAUAUGACUCUGUCAAUCCAAUGUCCUUUAAGAGUGAUAAUGGCUUGAGCCUUUUGUAAGAGUUUAUGGCACAGAAGGGGGUGUAUUUUACCACUAUUUCCUCCUGUCUUGUUGUAAAAAGAAAUGAUAUCCCAUGCAGCAUUGUAGCCAAUUCAAUGUUGUUAUUUGUUGUGAUCACUGAUCUUUAUUGCUAACCUCAGAACUGAGGCACUUUCAUGUAUUGGGACCAGACAUCCAAGAGUGAUUUAGAAAAGGGACCUGGCAGAAAAUGAGACUUAAUGUUGCACGUGUUUUUUUUUAUUUUUAUUUUUAUUUUUGUUUUUUUGUACUUUUUUACUUUGAAGUGAUUUGGGUCAUUUUGUGCCAGAAUUGUUCUGUGAGGGUUUUCUUGGCUUUUGUUAGUGAAAUGGGCAUAUUAAACUCACACGUCUACAUUAAAGACAGUCAGGUGAACACAGUGCGGUGGUAUUUGGGGAGACCGUAGCAACCGUAUGGGUUUACUGGAUGUAGUGUGGGCGUGUGCGCCGCCUGCCUGCCUGCCUCAAACAAAGAAACUCCUCCGUCCAUGUCAUCCUCGCUGACCUCAACUGUUUCCUCUCUCUCCUAUCGCCACAUUUCCCAUUGACAUCCUGGUUUAAAACACACUGUUGAAAAAGAAGCAAAAGACAAUCUUAGAAAAAGAUGUUAUCGCGUCACAGUUUACUCUCUCUCACACAUCUUUCUGCUAUGGUGUGUGUGUGUGUGUGUGUGUGUGCGUGUGUGUGUGUGUGUGUGGUUCUGAGGGGACACCAGUACCACAAACCAGAUCUCGAGCACAGUCUCACAACAGACACUUUUAAUGGUGAGUCAGUGGAGCACUCAGCACAAAAGCCGUUGUGUUAGUGUGUGCGCGUGUACGUGUGUGAGCGUGCGUAUGUGGAGAUGAUGUGGAUUUUUAUAACCUUUUAAGUUGAUGUUGUGUUGUCAUGAAGCUGUGUUUUUGUUUCCCUGUUGAUCGUGUUAAGUGGAGUGGCCCUUUCAGAGCUAUUUUGUACAUCAUUAACUCUGUGAAGAAUUUAUUCAGUGCAGCAGAAACAUUCCAAACAAGGACGACGACUCUUCAAGCAGCCGACUCGGCUCACACCUUACCCAUGUGUGCGCAAAAUUUAGAGAGAUCUAUUUCUGUAUUUAUCAUAAAUCUAUCAAAUUUAUCUGUUAUUAUUUAUCACACUCGAUCUUGUAUUAGCACUAAUGUAGUUUUGUUCAUAAAUUUGCAGAGAUUUUGUCUCACUAACGGGCCAGUUUAGGGUCAGAUUUACAUGUGCUAAAUGAUCACCUUACACAACACCAUGUCAUGAUUGGACUAUGUUGCAUUUUCAAAUGGAAAAUCUAUUAUCUAUUGCAAGUUUGGAAGCACUUUAUAGCUCAGGAUAAAGGUAACACAGUACAGUGAUACGGAUGUGUCUAUACCUCAUUUGGGAUAUCUUUCAGUUCAAACAUCUUAUAAACUGAUAGCACACCGGACAGUUUGGUUCUGUGUGUAAUUUGACACAAUUCAAGAUCAGAGGCCUGUCUCCUCACUGCAACAAACGCAAACAGUUGCCAUGUAGAAAUCCCACUGAAGCUGAAUCUUUUGAGCCAGUUUGGAUGGUCCUCGUGGUUCUAAUAGACUCAAUCAAGUUGAUAGAUGUACGUGGGACCUGCGUCCCUAUACAUGUCUUCCUUGUCUCCUCCACCUGCUCCUUGUUUACUGUUUGUUACAGUAGCCAUAGCAGUCACACGGACGCCGUCCCCCACACACCGUGUCUUACUCGAUGAUGCUAGGUUGAUCUAGUGCCAUGUUCAACUAUCACCCCAGACAUUCGCUUGCAGAUUUGUAUAUCGUCUUAAUUCUACGCUGAGCAACAUUUUAGGUGUGUGCUGGAGUUACUGUGAUUGAAGACAACCACUUGUAGACAUGUUGUUUUUUUUUUUUUCUAAUGGCCAAUGGAUUUUCUCUUUGUAUUGACUGGACAAUGUAACGUAUUGAUGUUUGAUUAAAAAUGCCCUGGUAGCUUGUGGAUUGCUAAAGUGGUCAGAUAUAUGUACUGUAUAGCUGUACAAAGAGUGAUAAAAGACAUGUUUUAAACCUUUCUUUUUUCUGUGGGUACAGCACUGUUUUAAAAAAAAUCAAAGUGGUUUUAACCCUUGCCUGUUUUAACUUAUCAUUUGGUGGUGCUCUGUAUUACUUCUAUUGUUAUUUAUAUUAUUUUAUUUGUUGCCUCUGCUGCACCGAUAAGAGACUGUAGCUCUGUGCAAGGGGUUGUACUGUAUACCAGUGUGAAGCUUUGUAUUUUUCCCCUCUGGUUUUGGACUCAGUGAAAGUGUGAUGUUUACAUGUACAGUUUUUCAGAUUUUUUUUUCCUUUUUUUUGUUCAGGCUGUUAUUCCCACCUACACCACAAUCUAUGUACAUUUGCCCAGAUAUUUUCCUUUUGUUGGUUCAUUGCAUCAAAUGCAGAUGUGACCACUUUGACUUUUGGUCACAUGGUCAAAGUGGGCCUUGACAACCAGCUGUGCUCGGCUGGGUAUUGUGGUCGCUUCAAGCAUCUGACUAGGAAAUCUUGAGUAAGAGGGAGCUGCACAACAUCUCAAAGUGGACCAUCAGAUUAAUUAAGGAACACGGUGGCUUUAAUCAACUACAUUAGGACACAACAUUGUGCCUAGAAAAUGAGCGAUAGGAUGUUUGUCAGUGCAGCAUCUAGGCACGUUCACAAUGCUGUAAGUGCUCAGAGUCUCUUAUUAUCCUGACCAAGUUGUCAGGGAAAACUCAUUUGUCCUUAUCCUGGAGAAGGUACACUUUGACCUGUUGUAACAUCUCCUCAGUAACAUAAAAGCCAUUCCCCUCUCCUGGCCUUCUAAGGGGAACCCAUAAACCUCAGGAAAUACUGAAUCUCCAAGUUUAGUUUUUAUCCAUUGAUCUCUUCUGAAAAGAGAGUUAAGUCUCUACCGAAAACCAUAACAUUUAUAUGAGAUGUCUAUUGUUUUGUACAUUUAUCAUUGUGAUUUAAAAGUGGAGCUUUUUCCAGUACCUGUGACUUAAUAUUUUGAUUUUUUGGAGUGUUUAUAGGUAUGAAUAUUUAUUAUUAUAUGUGAAACAACUAAAAGACAAAAGAAAAGGCUGAACCUGUUUCAUUUGUAUGUUUUCAUGCAAAACUGUCCAGGUGGGAUUCUCUCUGCCUCUUACAUAUCACUAACGAGGGACCUGUGUUUGUUUGGAAAUAGCGCUUUUUCAGUGUUGCAUCAAUGCUAUGGUAAAAAAAAAAAAAAAAAAAAAAAAAAAAA